Penicillium argentinense is the source of this 1605-nucleotide messenger RNA. Its product is annotated as mitofusin complex protein UGO1. The record is from RefSeq and is a predicted model, not a curated record. Bases 1 to 1605 code for a protein of 534 amino acids. The transcript is spliced from 2 exons. Lineage: Eukaryota; Fungi; Ascomycota; Eurotiomycetes; Eurotiales; Aspergillaceae.
AUGACUGACAAAGCUAAGGCGGCGUCGGACUUGGCUGCCUUUCCCCGAGCUCUGCACCUUUCCACCACCCACACCUCGUCAUUAAUCAUGGCGUCGACGUCUCGUGAAGGGAUCAAUCCCUUGCGGCCGUACUAUAUCCCUCAGUCCGGCCUCUCGCCCACCAACAGCUCGACCGAGGCGAGCUCCCCCUCUUCGGCCCAGGUGUUUGGGAGCACCGCGCGAGACCUCAUCCACGACCUCGACUAUGCCGACUAUCUGGAUGCCUCGCCAUCGGUAUCCGACUGGGUUCGCGAGUCUCUGAAUUCGGCAAUCACCCGCUAUUGUCAGGUUCUGACUGCACAACCCUUUGAUGUCGCCAAAACCAUACUGCAGGUAUAUGUUGUGCCUGAUGUCACCGAGGAGCCGCGGGACCGGAAGUCAGAUGCUGGAGCUGGAAGCAGCUCAUACGAAUCGGACUUGGAAUCAUCCGACGAUGAAAGUACCUACUUCACAUCCGCUGCCCCGUCGACACCGACCCCUGCCACGCCGCGAUCUCGCAGGGGCCGGCAGCACAUCACCGAUCGCAGCGGCUACAUUCGCCCCGAUGCUGCGCCGGCGCAGUCGAAGCAUGCCCUGAAUAUUCGCAACCCGAGCUCCUUGAUGGAUGUUCUCUCCCAGCUGUGGACGAACAACGGACCGAGCUCCCCGUGGAAGUCGUCCAACGCCACUUUCAUCUACUCUCUGUUGCUGCCGACUUUAAACACCUUCAUCCGCAGUCUCCUGUCCGCGAUCGUGGGCCUGCCCGAGGAGGAUAUCUCCUCGUCAACGGCGGCAGACAUCCUCAAUGCGUCCUCACCCCUGGCCACACUGCUCCUAUCAUUUAUCUCAUCAUCUCUCUCCGCUAUGAUCCUUUCCCCGAUCGAUACCGCUCGUACCUUCCUAAUGCUCACGCCCGCAACCCACGGCCCACGCUCUCUGGUCCGCGCCAUUCGCCAGCUCCCCACUCCCAACUGCACCAUCCCGCCGCACCUCGUCCCAAUUACCAUUCUCCACUCCAGCCUUCCUAGCUUUAUCACCACCUCGACCCCACUCUUCCUCAAAUCGUACAUGUCAAUUGACCCGAUCCUCAAUCCAUCCAUGUGGAACCUGUUUAGCUUCCUCGGCUCCGGUCUCGAACUUGCCGUGCGCUUCCCUCUCGAGACUGUCCUUCGCCGCGCCCAGAUCGCUACCUACACAUCCCUCAGUCUGCGCCAGAAGUCGUCCGGUGGCAGUAUCGACGCUUCGUCUAUUGAUGCCUCAGACGUGGAGACUAUUGUCCCUACCCCGCGCACAUACCGCGGUAUCAUUGGUACAAUGUGGCAUAUCGUGAACGAGGAGGGCGUCAGCCCCGACCCCUCAGAUGCCGAGCGCGCACGCCACCUCUUCGCCAAACCUUCUACUCAGCAACUAAUUCAGAAGCGCCGUCAGGGUCAGGGUAUCCAGGGUCUGUACCGGGGCUGGCGGAUAGGCAUGUGGGGAGUUGCUGGUAUUUGGGGGGCCAACCUCCUUGGCGGAGUCGCUGGCGGCAACGAGGAGGAAGUGACCAUGCGCGGUGGCCAUGGUCGGGACAGCGGUGGACGUUUCUAG